UCCGUCAAACAAGUUUGAUAUGUGUUCUCAGGUAGUUUUCCACUCUUUUUUCUGGUCUAACCACAUUCCUUUGCUACUUUCCGCUCAUUUUCUGAGUAGUUCAUGUAAAAAAGGAAAUUUUUUUUAAAGAUACACGAAAUUGUGCAGCGCAGAUGCCUGAUCUGAUGACGUAAAACACUUCUAGAUUUAUAUUCGGUUGAGCUGACGGGAGGAGUUCGUGUUUGGAAGAAACGGCUUGGUGUUUUGCUAUCCACAGGAUGUUGGAUCCGGGCUUACGGAUGAUACUUAUCUGGGCAGUAAGUCUAGGUCUGCACACAUGUGCUGCACAAGUGUGUGGUCGACCCCUCUUGGAGAACCGAAUUGUUGGGGGAAUUGAUGCAAUUGAUGGAGCCUGGCCAUGGCAGGUGGAUGUUCAGGAUAUCAAGCAUGGCCAUGUGUGCGGAGGGUCGCUCCUCACUCAAGAGUGGGUGCUUUCUGCGGCUCACUGCUUCCCAGACCCCUCUGAUGUGUCCUCCUACAUACUCUACAUGGGUCGCUACCAGCUCAAUGGCUUCAAUCAGUUUGAAGUUUCCAGUGGUGUGAGUCAGGUGGUUGUGCCGCCAGGUUAUUCAGAUCCCCAGCAGGGCCGUGAUGUGGCUCUGGUUCGCCUAGCCAGCCCAGUCACCUGGUCAGAUCACAUCCUGCCCAUUUGCCUUCCUGAUGUCGAUACCUUUUUCCCCAGUGGCAUGCGGUGCUAUGUCACUGGCUGGGGGCAUAUCCAGGAUGGGGUUUCUCUGCCAGGGAUAGGCACCCUUCAACAACUGGAAGUACCAAUCAUUGGGCAGGCAUCCUGUCAGGAGAUGUACCAGGUCCAAUCUACUGAAACUGUGGACAUUUUACCUGAUAUGAUCUGUGCUGGUUUGCAAGAAGGUGGCAAGGACUCUUGCCAGGGGGACUCUGGGGGACCCCUCGUAUGUCCCACGGUGAAUGGGACUUGGGUGCAAGCUGGAGUUGUGAGCUUUGGCCUGGGUUGUGCCCAGGAAAAUCGGCCAGGUGUGUACGCGAAGGUGUCUGCUUUUAUUGAUCUCAUCCGAACUACAGUGCCAGAGGCUCAACUAUUUAGCCGGGCACCUAAAGACAGGGCAAAUUAUAUUGUAGUGCUGACCAAUGUCCUGGCCUCUCUACUCAUAGCACUAUCACUGAGAUAGAUCCUCACAUUACACACCCUCACAAGGUUAUGUGCACUGCACUGUGACACAGACAAGAGUGCCACGUUGGACUGGACAUCAUUCUGCUGCUUGUGUUUUCUGUGGCCUCACUGGAUGGGAUGCUGAUACAGGGAACAAACCCAUGACUGCCAGGAAGGUGAAAGUACAGUAUGUAAAUGCAAAGAAGUGCCUUAUAGUUUUCUGGGUGUCUGUAGUUUCCUUCACAGAAACAAUCACAUGACUGGAUAUUGCAAUUUUCUCUAGUCCUGUUAUUUCACUAGUUCACCAUUUAUCAUUGGGCUGUUAAAUAUGUUUCACAAUACAUUCCUGCAAAUACAUGCUAGAUAAAUGUGCAAAUAAUUUGUGCACCUUUAGACAUUAGAUGAGUCACUAAUAUGCUUCCAUGUAUUCAUUAUACUUCAAUAUGUAGACUUUGUCUAACAGACCUAACCAAUGUCAUAUCAUUCCCUUUUCUCUCGUAAAAGCACAGCAAUAUUACCUUUUUUUAAAUGUUUUGUUGUGAAUUUAAGUAUGAAUAAAUGUUUAACUUUUUGUCAUGAAAA
Messenger RNA from Conger conger (European conger), 1750 nucleotides. RefSeq names its product serine protease 27-like. Gene Ontology annotation, biological process: proteolysis. The transcript is spliced from 8 exons. The record is from RefSeq and is a predicted model, not a curated record. Bases 258 to 1187 code for a protein of 309 amino acids. NCBI's taxonomy places the organism in Eukaryota, Metazoa, Chordata, Actinopteri, Anguilliformes, Congridae. Gene Ontology annotation, molecular function: serine-type endopeptidase activity.